Molecule: messenger RNA, 2293 nt
Organism: Asparagus officinalis (garden asparagus)
Lineage: Eukaryota; Viridiplantae; Streptophyta; Magnoliopsida; Asparagales; Asparagaceae
Product: pentatricopeptide repeat-containing protein At3g49240
Exons: 1
Coding region: 1-1950 (649 amino acids)
Cellular component (GO): chloroplast
Molecular function (GO): protein binding
Source: RefSeq, a predicted model, not a curated record
AUGGCUCUCUCAAAACCCCUCUUCUUCUUCCACCUCAAAACCCUAACCCUAAGCACCUCCUUCACCCGCCUCCUCUCCUUCGUCACCCCCGAAGAGCCCGCUUCCGAGCGCCGCCGCCGCAAGCGCCGCCUCCGCACCAACCCUCCCCCCCCCCCCCCCCCCCAGCCUCAACAGCAGCGCAUCCCCUCCAAAACCCCUAUAAACCCUAACGCCCCCAAGAUCCCCGAACCCCUCUCCGCCCUCGCCGGCAAACGCCUCAACCUCCACAACGAGAUCCUAAACCUAAUCCGGGUCAACGAUCUCGACGAGGCCUCGCUUUUGGUCCGUCACUCGAUCUAUUCCAACUGCAAGCCGACGAUCUUCACCUGCAACGCCGUUCUCCACGCGCUCCUCAGGCAAUCCCGAUACUCUGACUUGCUUUCCCUCCACCGGUUCAUCACCCAGGCGUCGGUGGCCCCCACCGUGAUCACCCACAACCUCCUGCUUGACACGGCCCUCGAGCACUAUCGUCUCCUCGUCAAGGACGAUGCCCCCAUCAACCCCUCGCCGACGACGUAUAGGAUUCUCACCAAAGGGCUGGUUGAUAAUGGUAAGAUCGAUCAGGCCGUGGAGCUCAAGGACGAGAUGAUUGACAAGGGCUUCUGUGGGCCUGACGCUGCCGUCUAUAACCUCAUAAUGUCGGGCUUUGUCAAGAAGGAGGAACCCGAUAGGGUUAUUGAGCUGUUUGAAGAGAUGAAGGAGAAGAUGGGAGGAGGGCAGGUCGAGGAUGGGAUUGUGUAUGGGAAUCUGAUGAAAGGGUAUUUCAAGAAGGGGAUGGAGGCUGAGGCAAUGGGGGUCUAUGAAGAGGUUUUGGGAGAGGGGUCGAAGGUUAGAUUCAAUGCUGUGAGUUACAAUUUGGUGCUUGAGGCUCUGACGAAGAAUGGGAAGUUGGAGGAGGCCAUCGGGUUGUUUGGUAGGAUGAUGGGUGAGCAUUAUCCUCCGAGGAAGCUCACAGUGAAUUUGGGGAGCUUUAAUGUGAUGGUUGAUGGGUAUUGCGCUGCCGAGAGGUUUGAUGAUGCGAUUGAGGUCUUUAGGAAAAUGGAGGAGAAAAGAUGCACCCCGGAUACCCUGUCGUAUAAUAAUCUUAUUCAGCAGCUUGGGGAGAAUAAGAUGGUUGCAGAGGCUGAGGAGUUUUAUAGAGAGAUGGGCGAGAGAGAGAUUAACCCCGACGAGUACACUUAUGUUUUGCUCAUGGAGGCUUGUUUCAGGGUGGAUAGAGUUGAUGAUGCGAUUGGGUAUUUUAGAAAGAUGGUGGAAGUGGGGUUGAAGCCUAAUGCGAAUUCAUAUAAUAAGGUAAUGGGAGGAUUAGUGAAUGUUGGAAGACUGGAUGAAGCGAGGGAGUUCUUUGAUUUGAUGGUGGAGAAGGAGGUGAAACCGAAUUUGUUGAGUUAUGAGAUGUUGGCCAAGGCUUUUGUUGAGGCUGGGAGGUUGGAUGAUGCUCUUAAGGCGGUUAAAGGGAUACUGCUAGAUGAGAAUUUGAGCUUCAGUGAUGAUAUGAAGGAGCUUGUGGAGGAGGCAUUGAGGAAAGAAGGGAGAGAGGAGGAUAUGGGAAAGUUGUAUGAAGAGGUGGAGAGAGAGAAGGCUGAGGCAUUGGCCCGAGCAGAAGAAGAGAAGGCUAGAGCUGAGGCUCUUGCGAGGGAAGAAGAGGAGAAGAAGAAGGCAGAGGCUGCUGCUAAGGAGGCAGCUGCUGCUAGAGCUAGUGCUGCAGCUAUCGAGUUAAUGUCUGGACAGAAGAAAUUGCUCCAGAGCAAAGAAGCAAAGGAAGAGGAGGCUGGACCUAUUGCCUCUAGUUCUUUAAGAGCUUAUAGCGAUAAAGUACUUGAAAAUGGAGGUGGGGAACCUCAGACCUUGAAGGAAGAAGAACCAAAGAAUGAAACUGGGGAGACUGCCGAACAGGUAACAUCUUCAUGAGUUCGGACCCAAUUGCAGAAUUUAUAUUGAGACCUUGAGGAAUAAAGUCAGCUUCAUGUAGGUCUGUUUGUGUGCUUAUCAGCAUAUGAGAAGUUUUACCAGAGAGUUACUCCUUCAUGUUGUUUGUUGCAAGCUUUGAAGUCGAUAAGUGUUAAAAAUGAAGGCUUAGUUUAGUAUGUUUCCAUCCAUUACGAUCUGCAGUACAUUCUCUGACAUUGCUAAUUAGUUAGGCAUAAUGUAUGUUGGUUUUCUUUUUUUUUUCUUUGGGUUAUAUGAGACGCUUUUUAAAGUAUGUUAGUACUAUAAGUUUCUUUUGUCAUAAUUUGUUCGCAUAGUUUGUUUA